GGAGUGAGCUUCGGGCGCGCCUCGCCACGCGCCUUCUGCCCGGCCCGGAGCGGGGCAUGCAGCGGGCGGACCCCGCUAGAGAAGACUUUGCCUCGGAGCUGCGGCUGCUGAGGCUCAGAUGCCGACUGUGAGCAGGUCACCCUAAAGAAUGGCCGAGCCUUCUGGGAACGAGCUGGCGUCCGCGGCUGCCAAGGGGGACCUAGUGCAACUCACUAAUUUGUUGCAAAAGAAUGUAAACGUCAAUGCACAAAAUGGAUUUGGGAGGACUGCGCUGCAGGUGAUGAAGCUCGGCAACCCCGAGAUCGCCCGCAGACUGCUGAUGAGCGGCGCGAACCCCAACCUGAAGGACAGUACCGGCUUCGCCGUCAUUCACGACGUAGCCAGAGCAGGUUUCCUGGACACUUUGCAGACCCUGCUGGAGUUCCACGCCGACGUGAACAUCGAGGACGCGGAAGGCAACCUGCCGCUGCACCUGGCGGCGCAGGAGGGCCACGUGCGGGUGGUGGAGUUCCUGCUGCGGCGCACCCCGAGCCGCGUGGCUCACCAGAACCGCCGCGGCGACACCGCGCUGGACGUGGCCCGGCUGUACCGGCGCAGCGCCGUGGUGCGGCUGAUGGAGGGCGGCCCGCCGCCCGCGGCCGACGCCGACUGAACCGGGCCCCCUCGGACCUUGCGGCUCUCAGCCUCAUUCUUUUUUUUUUUUUUUUUCCUUUUUAAUAACGUUUGGUUCAACCUUACUUCUAUUUUUUUUGUUGUUAUAUUUUUCGAAUAGUUGAUAGCGUGAGUUCAAGAAGUUGUAGAGGUGGGGUUUUAGCUAAGGAAAAGGAUUUCAGUGCACGGUGGCGGCACGUCGCUACCGCCGCCGCUCGCGGGACUCCUAGCCCCGCCGUGCCCACGCCGCCGCUCGCACCGGGCUUCCAGCACCACGCUCUGCAGUGUAUCCCCGCUCAUUACUCAGCCAUUAACUCGAACGCUGCGUAUCCACUGCUUAAUGUUCCCUUUCUGCGCCGGGGGAAGGAAACAGCCCGCGGGGAUUCUUCCCCCUCUCAUCGUCCCCCCCAUCCCCUCGGCUCAGUCCAACUCGCUUUGGGGUCGGGCAGGGAUUGGGAGCGGCCCGGCACAGGGCCCGGGAGCGCCGCUUCGGGCAGCUGCCUCAGUUUGACACUAACAGGAGCUCGUAGGAGUAGGUCGCUCGCUUUCUAAAUGUAGAUGACACUUUUCCCGUUUGUGUAUUUAAACUUUCACCGAGCUGCUUUUGAGUUUAGUUACCAGAAACAACAUAAGUGGCUUUUUUUUUUUUUUUUUUUUUUUUUUUUUUUGGCCAGAGGUUUUGAAGAGCUCAGUUGGGUACUCCGAGCCGAAAAGUACAUUAUUUGCCAGUUUCAAAAUAGCAGAUAACCAUGAGCAGAGGAAGGAACACGGGGAGGCUGCAAAGCUACAGCUCCUCUGGUCCCUGCCUGAGCUGAGUACAGUUUCGAUGCUCUUCGCACUCUCCGUUUUGUUUUGUCUGGGGAAAAAAAAAAAAAAAAAGGAUGAUAGCUGUAUCUUACAAGUGUUUGUAUACAGUGGAAUUUAGGAAGCGACACGUUAGGUACUGGAGAGGUUAUUUUAUUGCCUGCACCUUAUGAGCAAUGUAAUCCCUGAACUGUUUCCCUUGCAGAACAGCCACCAGGGUCCUAAGGCCGAACCCCCCCGUUACGCAGGGAGCAGCGGGAGGGGACGGCGAGCACACCGCGCAAAGCGGGGCCGGCGGACGGGAAGUGCGCUCUGAGCUGCGGGGUCCGAUUGUCAAUGGCACAGGAUGGGAGGGCUUACGUCAGUGUGAAAGGAAUGACUGGCUGCAAAAUAGCUUCUAAAAGAGAAGGGGUGUACAUUGCUUUACAUUUUCUUUCCAAAAAAAAACAAACCCAAGAAGUAUAUACACAGUCCCGCAAAAUGAGUUACCGUUGUUUUCCAGUAUCAAUAAUUUCCUGGAACUGUCCAUUCCGUCGCUGUACUCUCACAACCACUGUGUUCUGCGUUCUCUGAUUAAAAACCUCUGUGCAUCGCAAA
Molecule: messenger RNA, 2052 nt
Organism: Numida meleagris (helmeted guineafowl)
Lineage: Eukaryota; Metazoa; Chordata; Aves; Galliformes; Numididae
Gene: CDKN2C
Product: cyclin dependent kinase inhibitor 2C
Exons: 3
Coding region: 149-652 (167 amino acids)
Biological process (GO): regulation of cyclin-dependent protein serine/threonine kinase activity; negative regulation of cell population proliferation
Cellular component (GO): nucleus
Molecular function (GO): protein kinase binding; cyclin-dependent protein serine/threonine kinase inhibitor activity
Source: RefSeq, a predicted model, not a curated record